Rosa rugosa (rugosa rose) is the source of this 1486-nucleotide messenger RNA. RefSeq names its product 1-aminocyclopropane-1-carboxylate oxidase homolog 1-like. NCBI's taxonomy places the organism in Eukaryota, Viridiplantae, Streptophyta, Magnoliopsida, Rosales, Rosaceae. The transcript has 3 exons. The record is from RefSeq and is a predicted model, not a curated record. Bases 67 to 1182 code for a protein of 371 amino acids.
UCUUAUGAUCUUAUCCAAAAGAAAUAGUACCCUCUCAUUCCCACAAAAAAUAUUGCAGAAAUAAAAAUGGUGCUCACAACAACCUCCAGUGAUGGAUUCAACUACGACAGGAAAAGUGAGUUGAAGGCUUUAGACGACUCAAAAGCUGGUGUUAAGGGACUCGUAGAUGCUGGUUUGGCUGAGAUACCAAGGAUUUUCAUCCAUGAACAACAGAAGCUCAACAAAGCAACCAGUCCUGGUGAUGGUUCCAACUUCAGUAUCCCAGUCAUAAGCUUAGAGGGCAUCAACCAAGAUCCAACUGUACGUGCUCGUGUUAUCGAACAAGUUCGACAUGCUUGCGAGAGUUGGGGGUUUUUCCAGGUGGUCAACCAUGGGAUUCCAGUCCAUGAUUUGGAGGAGAUGAUCGAUGGGAUAAGGAGAUUUCAUGAGCAAGACCAAGAAGUGAAGAAGGAAUUAUAUUCAAGGGACUAUACCAACAACCUCGUUUAUUAUAAUACUAAUUUUGAUCUUUAUCAAUCGCCUGCAGCUAAUUGGAGGGAUACUCUGUCAUGUGUUAUGGCACCUCGUGCUCCCAAUCUUGAAGAGUUGCCUAGAGUUUGCAGGGAUAUAAUGCUUGAUUACUCGGAAAAAGUGAAGGCUUUAGGAGCCACUUUAUUUGAAUUAUUGUCUGAAGCACUUGGGCUCAAUCCCAACCACCUCAAGGACUUGAGCUGCGCAGAGGGCCUAUUCUUUCUUGGCCAUUACUACCCAGCAUGCCCUGAACCAGAAUUGACCAUGGGCACAACUCACCAUUCUGAUAGUAGCUUCCUCACAGUGCUCCUACAGGACCAAAUUGGUGGCCUCCAAGUCCUCCAUGAAGAUCAGUGGGUGGAUGUUACCCCAGUCCGUGGAGCUCUAGUUGUAAAUCUUGGAGACAUGUUACAGUUAAUCUCAAAUGACAAGUUCAUAAGUGUCAAUCACAGAGUGUUGGCCAAAAAUGUCGGUCCAAGAAUUUCCGUGGCGUGUUUUUUUAGACAACAUCUUCCACCAGAAAAUUCUUCCAGGUUGUAUAGGCCAAUUAAGGAGUUGGUGUCAGACAAGAAUCCUCCACUUUACCGAGAGACCACCAUCAAAGAUUUUGUUGCGCACUACUAUACUAAAGGGCUCAAUGGGGUCUCGGCAUUGGAAUAUUUGAAGCUUUGAACUUAGAUAAUGAAACCAUAUAUGAGAUUACUGUCCUUGAUAUUUUGAAGACGAAUUGGAGUGUAUACGUGAACCACAAAACUCAGUUUUGGAGAGUGCUUUACUUGCUUGGCUACCCCAACUGCUUAUCACCCUCAGCUACUAGAUAUUUAUUUUGUUUACUUCUCUGUUAUUAGUUGUAAUAGUUAGAAUAGUUAAUUGUUACAGACCAAAAAAAAAAAAAGAAUAGUUAAUUGUUAGAACUCCAACUAUAUUUGUAUACUUGAGCUUAAACCACUUCCUGCAGUACCAUUUCAGACAGACA